UCGGUACACAUUUAUCAUAAGUUAGGUUAUAUCGUAUGCAUCAAAUCAUACAAUUAUUUAUAAGCUAGUUUUUUAAGGAAAAAACACUUAUAUUUAGUGAAUUUGCAGUGCGAAAUCUUUAAUAACCACAGACGAACACUUGGCGCAAACGAAAGUUACGUGUUAACGUCGUGGCUUUUGUUUAAUUUUGUUCAAGCAAAAAAUAAAAUACAAUACAAUUAAACAAAAAACUUUGGCAACUUAAAUCAACAACAUAAACAAAAUACAAUAAUUUUGAUCAGCCAACAGUUAAUCUGAAAGUGUAAAACAAAAGUGUAAACAAUCCCCCUCCCAAACAAACACACAAAAACAAGCAAACAUUUAAACUUACAAAAGUGAAACCAACAACAGCAGCAAAAUUACGUCAAUUAUUGAUAACCUGUCCGGCGCAAUAGCUCAUAAUCACCAAAACAACAUUAUGGAGGAAGAUGAGAGGGGCAAACUCUUCGUCGGCGGCCUGUCGUGGGAGACCACGCAGGAGAAUCUGUCGCGUUAUUUCUGCCGUUUCGGCGAUAUCAUCGAUUGUGUGGUAAUGAAGAAUAACGAGAGCGGCAGAUCGCGCGGUUUCGGCUUUGUCACCUUUGCCGAUCCCACGAACGUCAAUCAUGUGCUGCAAAACGGGCCGCACACCUUGGAUGGUCGAACCAUCGAUCCCAAGCCGUGCAAUCCGCGCACGCUUCAGAAACCUAAAAAGGGUGGUGGCUAUAAGGUAUUCCUUGGUGGUUUGCCCUCGAAUGUCACUGAAACGGAUUUGCGCACGUUCUUUGGUCGUUAUGGCAAGGUCACCGAAGUAGUAAUCAUGUACGAUCAGGAAAAAAAGAAAUCACGUGGAUUCGGUUUCUUAUCGUUCGAGGAAGAAUCGUCCGUGGAGCAUGUCACCAAUGAGCGCUACAUAAAUCUGAAUGGCAAGCAGGUGGAAAUCAAGAAGGCCGAACCACGCGAUGGCUCUGGUGGACAGAACUCUAACAACAGCGCAGUGGGUGGUGCCUACGGCAAAUUGGGCAACGAGUGCAGCCAUUGGGGACCACAUCAUGCUCCCAUUAACAUGAUGCAGGGCCAGAAUGGUCAAAUGGGUGGACCGCCAUUGAACAUGCCUAUAGGUGCGCCCAACAUGAUGCCGGGUUACCAAGGCUGGGGCACUUCACCGCAGCAGCAGGGUUAUGGCUAUGGCAACAGUGGACCCGGUUCAUAUCAAGGAUGGGGUGCACCACCAGGCCCCCAGGGUCCACCACCGCAAUGGUCCAACUAUGCGGGACCCCAACAAACUCAAGGUUAUGGCGGUUAUGAUAUGUACAAUUCUACAUCGACGGGUGCACCAUCUGGUCCAUCGGGUGGUGGUAGCUGGAACUCAUGGAACAUGCCGCCCAAUUCUGCUGGGCCUACGGGCGCACCAGGCGCUGGUGCAGGUACAGCAACGGAUAUGUACUCACGAGCUCAGACCUGGGCUGCGGGUGGUCCCUCGACAACAGGCCCCGUCGGUGGUAUGCCCCGAACCGGUCCCGGCAAUUCGGCAUCGAAAUCGGGUUCCGAAUACGAUUAUGGCGGUUAUGGCUCUGGCUAUGACUAUGACUAUAGCAACUAUGUAAAGCAGGAGGGCACAUCGAAUUAUGGUGCCGGGCCCAGAUCGGCAUAUGGAAAUGACAGCUCCACACAGCCGCCAUAUGCUGCCUCGCAGGCAGUUUAAAAAUGAAGCGUUGUCCAGCGGCCAAGUGGUGAAUGAUGAAGAAGACAAAAGAUGGUGGUAAUUGUAAGCUAAAGCGUCGUCUGUUCGUAAUUUUUUUCUCACUGAUCUGUUGUUGAAAUUAAUAUAUAAACAAAUGUUUGUGUACUACUAUAAUUAAAAAAAAAAACCGCCCCAAAAAAAUUGUUCACAAAAAAAACAGCAACAAAAUCCCUAGCGGCAAGGCAGUUACAUAGAUGUAUACAUAUAAAUACUAUAGCAAUGAGUAUGUAAUUUAUAGGCAACAUCGACACUAACACACAGCAACAACAAGAACAUUUUCAUGAGCCUCAGACAUUGUACUGUAUGCUAGCCCCCUAUUCAACUAAAAAGUAGUUAAACACAAACCCACACACACACACGCAUUAACAAAAUAGUUUUGUGAAGAUUAAACGUAAAGUUUUACAAGUAUAAUGUUUAGCUAAUUAGAGACAAGAAAAAGAGUGCGAAAACAUAAAAAAAAAAAAAAACAAAUCAAACAAGCAAGAACAUAAGAAAUUAUACUUUAUUUAAAACGUAAAAGAUGCAAAUCCCUUAAUUACUAAAAUUAGUAAAUACAAAUUCGAAAUUGUACAUUUAAAGUAAAAAAGAUAAGUUGUUACAGCGCAUGCCGCAUUGCCAGAAACAAAGCAAGCAAGAAAGCACUGGCGACAAGACACAGCAGCCGAAGGCCAGACCUCUGGAUCCCAAAAUAUCUGGGACUGCUUGCCUUAGUCAGAAAGCCGGCAGCGUGCGAGCGCUGAGCAGUUGCAACAAAUGCGAAAAAGCGUUACAAAAUUAAAAAUUUACCAUUUAAAGUAAACAACUAGCUAAAAGUUAAACUACAUAUAUAAAGAAACCUAAAUAAUAAGCGUAUGUCGUCGUUUGCCUGUAAGCGAAAGUUGAACUUGAAACUAGAAUUAUAUAGUGCGUUGGAUUUAUUAUUUAGUUAAAGCAAGAAAUGAUUAUGUGAAAAACAAAAAAACGAUAAAACCACAAAAAAUACGAAACACUCUUAACAAAUAUAAAUAAAGCUAUAUACAUACUUAUUUAUACAUAUAUAUAAAUUUACACAUACAUAUACAUAUAUGCGAGAAACAACAAAACGUAAAUUUAACUACUGUCUAAUGUAAAGGAAAGGAAAAAAAAACGAUGCUUAGAAUUGCGUUGCACAUUUUUUUUCAAAUUUUCAUCGUUUGCCAAGCAGACAACCAAUCAUACCAACAAUGCCAACAACAACAUCUACAAUUGAUCAGCAUGCGUGUAAACACCAUAAACCACAACACGCACAUCGACAAGCAAAGCGGGAGAAGCAGCAACAAUUUAAAACGAUUUAUAUACAUACAUUAUACAUAUAUAUAUAUAUAUAUAUAUAUACUCUAUAUAUAUCUCUUUAAUUACUUUUACAUUAUAUUACUCCUUCACAUGGCUCGCAAGAAUCAUAUGUAAAGUUAAAGCAAAAACUAAAAAGAAACCCCACAAAAAACUAUUUUAAAUGAUGAUGAUGAUUAGAUUGCGAUUUUACCAUUUAUUUUUACACUAAUACAUUUACCAUACAUAAACAUAAAUAAAUAUAAAUAUGAAGUAAUUUUUUCUAUUAAAUACACUAAUUUUUAAUUUGUUUAUUAAAGAAUUUUACAAUACAUUUAAUUACAAUAUACUUUAUUUUUCGGUGAUUUAUUACAUAGUGCUCUUCGUAUAAUUUUUAUUAAUACUUACAAUACAAAAACAAUGAUCCUAAAAAAUAAAUGCCUAAUUUAAUUUUGUUUAAAAUUACAAAUAUGCUUAAAAUUUAUAUACUUAUUUAAAAACUAAAAAGAAACAACAAACCAUACAAAAUACACAUAGAGAACAAGUAAAAAGUAAAGCGUGAACGUAUCAAAAGCGUUUCAAAUUUGAAAAAAAAACUGCGAAUUUAUUUAUUAUUGUUUUUUAUUUGUGUCAAGAACUAUCUGUUUCUGCCUUAAAUUUCAUUCAGUUUUUCUUUGCGUGCGUGUUGUGGUUUAUUUUUUGCAGCACUUGUGCAUAUUUUUGUCGAUCCGAACAUCGAAAAUUUGUUGGUGGGGGGCAUCAAAACUGAUCCAUAGCCCGUUGUCCAUGGCCGCUUGUAAUUCAGCGUUAUUUUGUGCGAGAAUGUAUUAAACAUUUUCAACAAUAACAAAAAACGUAACAAUAGCAACAACUACAAGAACCAACUGUGCGCUGCUUUGAUAAUUCAGUUUCCAGGCACUGUAAAAUGUUAGCUUAUAAUUAAAUCAAACUAUAUAUAUAUAUAGUAUAUAUGCUAAAAAAAUGAAAAAACAACUACAAUGGUUAUAUUUGUAUAACUUAUAUGUUUAACAGCAACAACAGGAACAACAUUAAACAAUAAACAAUUAAUGUCAGACAGCAGUGAAAAAUGAAAAGAACAUGUAAGGUCGGUCUAUAAAUAUAUAUUAAAUAUGCAUUAAAAGUAAAUGUUGGUUAAACAAAACACCUGAUGUAAUUUUAUAAGCUGAAAUUAUGAAAAUAUGACAAACGUAAAUACUUUUGGUUAUAACACUACAUUUUUGCAUAAAACAGAAACAAAAUUAUAACAAGAAACUUAAACGAAAAAUCAAAAAUUAAAAAAUCCAUAACAAAUUCGUUUAAUCAUAAACACAAAUUGAAAUAAGUAAACGUAAUUACUAAUUCAAGCGAAGUCUAAUAGUUAAAACAAGGUUUAAAGUAAUGGCAAGUAAACGUAAACAAAAAAUUAUUUAAAACAAACACACUGACUGUUAAUUGUAAAACAAUUUCUUUUUAAUGCCGUACGAAUUAUUAUUUAAAGUUAAAUUUCUGAACUGGAACCUAUUAAAUGAAUUACAUAAAUGUAUCUAAACGUAAUAUAUGAAUACUAUACUAUAUACAAUUAUAUAUACACUAUAUAUAUAUAUACAUACAUAUAUCAAUUUAACAGUAAAGAAUAAAUCUUAAUAUUGUACUAAAAACAAAAAAUAAAAACAAACAAAUGAAGUGUUGCACUUUGAACAAGAAACAAAACAAGACGAUGCAAAUGCACAUAAUAAACAAUAUUUAAAAAUGAGGUAAAUUGGAGAAAGUCCACAUGCAACAUUGUACCGAAUAUUGUCCAGACACACUCACAUACAUACAUACAAACAUAUAUGUAUGUACGGAGCGGAAGAGCAGCAACACAGUUUUUAUUUGGUUUGAUGUCAUUUCGGGUGUUUUAUGGCUUCUUUUUAUAUGUUUUUAUCCAUUUUUCAGUUACAGGUAAUAUGUUUAGUUAUUAACUUUUCCGCAUUGAGAUGCUUUAACAAUAAUUCAAUGAUUACAGUUAAUUGUCAACUGAUUGCACGACAACAAAAAAUGUUCUUUUAUUACUAAAUAUUUGCAAAAAUUGUGGAUUUAAUGUAGCUAUUUGUAGUCAUAAGUUUCCAUGUAUAACUUUGUCUUUUUUAUUUGGUUUCAAAAAUAUACUUUCUAUUUUCUUAA
Messenger RNA from Scaptodrosophila lebanonensis, 5212 nucleotides. RefSeq names its product heterogeneous nuclear ribonucleoprotein 27C (gene Hrb27C). The transcript has 3 exons. The record is from RefSeq and is a predicted model, not a curated record. NCBI's taxonomy places the organism in Eukaryota, Metazoa, Arthropoda, Insecta, Diptera, Drosophilidae. The coding region runs from base 458 to 1723 and encodes 421 amino acids. Gene Ontology annotation, molecular function: RNA binding.